Drosophila rhopaloa is the source of this 5467-nucleotide messenger RNA. It is a transcript of the gene pns, whose product is annotated as DENN domain-containing protein 5B. The record is from RefSeq and is a predicted model, not a curated record. Lineage: Eukaryota; Metazoa; Arthropoda; Insecta; Diptera; Drosophilidae. Gene Ontology annotation, molecular function: guanyl-nucleotide exchange factor activity; small GTPase binding. The transcript is spliced from 15 exons. The coding region runs from base 397 to 4734 and encodes 1445 amino acids.
GCCGCCUGGUCUUACUGGCAACCAAAGUAGUUUGUUUGCCAAAAAAUUCAGUAGUAAUACUCCACGCACUAUAUAUUUGCACAGCUGAUGUUGUUGUUGGCUCCAAACAAAUACGCAGCCAACUUUUAACCCAGUUUUAAAGGCUCCCAAAGAAAUCAGCUCCAAAAGUCACAACAAACUCAUCGCACUCAAGGGUACAGGAGUAAAAGAGAGACGGAAAUUGAUUGGUUGUGUAAAUUGGAAAGUGCACGAAAUCGCGAGCGUAUAACGGUAUAUGUAUACACACACAAGCAGCAAACGCACACACAUGGAGGCAGCGCUUUUGGUUUGAUGUCCCACUUGGCGGAUUAAAGACAAAGAGAGAGAAAAGGAAGAGAAGGAGCAGGACGAGGAGCGAUGACCACGCGGGAGAAUGUCGUUGCCAGUCGUUUGUCCAAGUUGAUGCUCAGCAGCGGGAGUGGGAGUAGCGGUGGCAGUGGCAACCAGUUGCCUCCGUCCUCCGCCCAGGUCCAAUCGCCCACCUCGCCCGGAGAGCAAUCCCAAUCCCAAUCCGAGCUGAACCAAAUAAAACGAGACGCUGAUCCGCAGUUCUCGCGCUUCGCCGAUUAUUUUGUGAUAUGUGGGCUGGAUCUAGACACGGGUCUCGAGCCGGAUCGCUUUGCGGGAGACAACCUGCACUGCUCGCCACUGGACCGCGCCUACAAGAGCAAACCACUAGCCCACUAUCCUGAGAAUGUGCCCUGGAACCCCUUCGAUGCUCAUGGCAUUUGCAUGCUCUCCCUGCCGCAAGGCCUCCGCUUCCGCACCCAGAAGCAUAACAUCGAGCCCAGAUUCCACUCGUUUGCCACCACGCGGGAGGAUGGAAAGCGGUGCUAUGGUUUCAGCUUGGUGUUUUACGAAGAGAUUCGCAACCGGAACAUUUGUGGUGCCAUCCACACACUGCAGAGCAUGUUUAUCACAGAGCUGUCCAAUGGCCAGCAGACUCACUCGCUCAGCCGGGUAAAACAGGAUGGCCCGGUCAGUCGAUCCUUGCCCAGGCACUUCAAGGUGGCCGGACAGGCGCCGCAGUCCGCACAAAGCUACUACGACAUCAACAAGGACAAGCUGUACGUGGCCAAGAGCAUCACAUUGAUUUGCCAGGCUCCCUACGCCUUUGCCGCCCAGAUGUUUCUCAAGAAUCUCUACAGAUGUCUUCCUCGACAACCUGGUGCUGGCAUAAGCUUGGAGUCAUACGUGUACAACAUACUCUAUGAGGUGAUGCUGCCGCAGCAGGGCAAGUCCAUCCGCGUUUACCUGCCGCCCACAGAGCCGCAUCUGCCCGCUAUUGCAUUGAUCCUUCAGCGCCCGCUUCUGGCAACCGAGUUGCCCCUUCUCGACUUCCCGCUAAGGCUGCUUUUCAAGUACCUGGGCGUAGAGUGUGUCAUACAGCUGCUGACAUGCGUCCUUCUAGAGAAUCAAGUCUUGCUGCGGUCCACAGAUUACCAAAGACUUAUGAUCGUUGGCGAGUGUAUUACUUCGCUGUUAUUUCCGUUUGUGUGGCCACAUGUUUACGCUCCUAUCCUGCCGGCUGCCCUGCACCACUUUUUGGAUGCGCCAGUUCCCUUCGUGAUGGGACUGCACGCCGAGUGCGAGGCUGCUCAUAAGAUUGGCAGCGAGGCAACUCUCUGCUUCGUGGACAUCGAUAAGAAGCACAUCCAGCUGCCUGAGGAGCUUCCAGUCUUCCCACACAAGAUGGACUUUAUGGCCGAGAUCGGUUCUGUGCUGGACAAGUUCGAGAUCGAGCGGGACCGCGACCAGGAGCCCAGUUUUAGGAACGGCUAUGUGGGCAGGGGAGCCGGCGGAGGGGCUGGCGGCAAUGGUAGUGGCGGACCAGGCGGAGUCGAUGCCAUGAUCUCCAGCUGUACACUGCCCACUGGUUUGCAGGCUACGCGUCGCAGCAAGGAGCGUUUUCAACAGCUGCAAGAGACCGUUUAUACGUUGUCGGGAUCGCCAGGCGGUGGUGUCGUAGAUUACCAACCGCUGAUAGCGCACCCCUCAAGGAUCGAUCACGUACCACGUAUUGCUGACUUCCUGCGUAGGAAGGGAGGCAUAAGGGGAGCUGGCUCUCCGGUGGGCAGUCCCACAGUCUCGCUAUCUUCCUCGCCGGUCGGCAUAUACCACGACGUGGACGCAGUAGACGCCACAAUGCCAGUCAGCGCUCGCCGGUCGGAGAAACAAAAGCUGAGCGCAGUGGAUCAGUACUACCAGGAUCUGCGCAUCAAUAACUCGGUGCGGGAGAUUUUCCUCAAUCGAUUCGUGCACAUGUUCCACGCCUACGAAUACUUUGUGAUCUAUCCAAACCAAGCUCGGGAUGAGUGGAUCUCGAACCGCGAAACGCUGCAGAACUUCGACAAGUCCUCGUUCCUCUCCGAUCAGCCGGAGCAUCACCGCGCCUUCCUAUCGCGCUUCCUUGAAUCUCAAAUGUUCGCCACUCUGAUCGACAACAAGAUCCUGGCCAUGUGGGAGUCGCACCCCGAUGAGCAGCUCCAGCUGUUCGACCAGCGCGUGAAACUGCUGAGGCGACGUCACGGGGAGAACAUGAUCGCCGCCACCAGCUAUGAGCCGUGUGUGCUCAGCCAGGACUCGCAACAUGGCUUUGAGAAGCGGCUCAACUGCAUCGACAUCGAAGUGACGCCACCCAGCGAAAUUCUGGCCAACCGGGCGGCCUAUUUCCGCAGUUUUCCACUGCUCGAGAAGGGUGUUCUUAAUCAGGAGUGCGCCUCGAGAGGCAACAGCCUGCGGCGGGUAAAGAACGGCAACAAGUGGCGGGCCAGGGAGAUCUCGCUGGACCAGAAGCCGGGUUCCAAUGCCAUCAACCGACUUUCGGCGAACCUGACCACAGCGGAUGUGAGUCCGGCCCUGAUAGCCCAGGCCAACUGGACGUUUGUGGAGCGACUGCUGAAGGACAUCAAGUCGAAGACCAACCGCAUGCUGCUUGAGAAAUUGGGCAAUGAGGCAGUGGCCUUGGGCCUUAAGGGCGACGGCAUCGAGGAGAAUACCCUAAUAGCCAGCAUGUGCGAUCUGCUAGAGAAGAUCUGGUCGCACGGCCUGCAGAACAAGCAGGGCAAGUCGGCCCUGUGGGCACAUCUCCAGGCCUACCUCGAGAUGCAGGAGGCCCGGGGAGCUGGUGAUAGUUCCGGAGCCGAGCAGACGCCGCAAGUGUCCAGCAGUCCGGGCAGCAAGAUGACUAUUGCCACAGCCUCGCCGGCACUGGCCUGGAACGCAAUGCGCAAGCGCAUGGACUAUCUCUCCACAUUCCAAACGGACUUCGACAGUCCGCCCAGUCCAAAUCGCAGUCGCUCGCGGGAUCGCAAUAAAUUCGUGGGCCUGGAGCAGCUGUGUCCACUGCCUGAAUCAUUGGAGUUCGAUGUGAAAAACGUGCUUGCCAUGGCGGAUAUAAAGACGCAUAUUGGCUACACUCGCGCCUGGGUUCGUCUAUCUCUGGAGAAGAAGCUGCUGUCCAGGCAUUUUCGUACCCUGCUCUCCGACGAAUCAUUGCUGCGAUCGCUGUACAAGCGCUCGGCCUUCCUGCGCUGCGAGGAAGAGAAGGAGCAGUUUCUCUACCAUCUGCUCACACUUAACACGGUGGACUACUUUAGCUUCACCAACAUCUACCCCACGACGAAGUUGCCCUACCGCGUCGUGAUCUUCCCCUCCCGCAAGUACGGCUCCUACCACACCUCCAGCAAUGUUUGGAUCAUGGUCUCUGGCACCAUGAACGAGACACAACGGGUACCGGUGCCGAAGGGUUCCUUGGAGUUCAUCUUCCAUUACAAAAACCUUGGCCUACUGACAACCAUGCGCAUUGGACACGACAACUCGGGACCCAGCCACAAGUGGCUGGUGGAGCAGGUGGUGAUGCGCAAUGAGGUCACCGGCCACACCUACAAAUUUCCAUGUGGUCGUUGGCUGGGCCGCGGCGUCGAUGACGAUUCCACGGAACGCCUGUUGGUCGGCCAACGGGUAUCGACCAGCGUGAAGAAUGCCGAGCUGGUCCCAGGAUCCGAUACCCGCACUCCGCCACGAACAAGAAGUCCCAGCGUACAACGUCAGGAGUCACUGGCUCCCUCGGAAAUUCAACACCAGCUGGGCAACUGCGUCAACGUCCUAGUUAAGUGGCACUACAAACCCAGCCGAGAUCGGGAUGUGGGCACGCUAACCAACCUGUUGUGCGGAGACGAUGGGCUGGUCAAGUGCCUGGAGCAGGUCUUUCUUUGCGGCUUUCGGUCGGCGCGGUUCUUUGGACGGAAUCUUUACAUUUGGGACUAUUUCACCAAGAUCAAGGAGCUGUUUGAGCAAAAUCUGCAGCUGGAACUGGAGGACUCGGCCUCUAGUUUGGACUCUUCCCUUAGCAAUGGAAGCGGAAGUGGCGGGAGCAGCUUGCAGCGCCGGGAGAUCUCCAGCAUUUGGCGCCUGUACGUGCAGUUGAUGGACGAAAUCAACGGCACGGCGCUUGGCAAGGAUGGGAAAUUCCAGCUGCUGAUCUGCUUGAGCCUGCGGGAACACUUGCUGACGCGGCUCAUAAAGCCAAUGGCCCUUACCAAGGUGACUCACGAGAUGUACGAGGAGGAGAGUUUCCUCCGACGCCGCAAUCUUCUCACUUUUCUUAUCCAAAUCCUGGAGCCGCUGGACGACUGCCACAUCGUACUGGAGAAUUCAAUCACACAGGGUAUACGCAUCCCGUCCCAGUGCUGAGGGGCGGAUGCUUCACUCCCACUGCAAUACACAUACCACAACUCACCCACGGACAUUUGCAACCAGUGACCUAGAGAAUACUCACAUACAUAUGCUCUUAAGGAAUCUCGGAACUCUCGAAUUCGUUGUUAGCUUUUAAUAUGAAGCGGAAAAUCACUUGCCCCUGAUAACAUUUAAUUCUAACUCUAAUCCCAAGCCUAGCAACUUGCCAUUCGACCUGAAAGCUUGCCAAGAAACCAAGUCAAAUGCUGAACGUUUUAGGGGGAUUUAUGCCAGUCCCAGGAACAUUGAAGCCAAAGUUGAACAAAAUUCCUUGUCAUCGACGCAAUCGAAUUUUAAAGACAUUUACUGUGCAAUUAAGACGUUUACUAUAAAGAAUUCUAAAAUGUUGUUCAAAAAUCUACAUAUAUGUAAAACGUACGCGUGUGUGUAGCUAGUAGAUAAGGUCCCAACCUAAUCCAGUCAAUUCUCCUGAGUUCCAAUUUCAACGGUAGCUUUUAAUUAAGUUGAUUUACCAAAGAAUCUUUGUUUUUUAUUACGACCAACGAAUAUUGGCGAAUAUAUUUUGUAUAUUACUUUAUUGGUAUAUAUGGAGUGAGUGAAAUGAGAUUUACCCAAAGGUGUUUACGUUAUAUUCAAGCUUUAUUUUUACAUUACAUUUUUUUAUCAAAAAAUGUUUGCAAAUAACACUGAAAGUCAAUAAAUACGCAAAAGACAUUAAUGAAUCUCGAAA